AUGGACCCCAGACACGCGGAGCCACUGCGUCAGGAUCCCUGGCAGUGCGACCUGCUGGUGAAUAAACUUCAAAUCCAGGCCACUGAGGUCCGCUUCAAGCAUGAGACCGACUUUGUGAAAGCCAGGCUUCUGCAGCCCUACCGGGAUUGCACCACCUGCUUGCGAGAGCUCCCGCGGCCAGACACCAAGCUCAAAGAGACGGUAAGCCGGACACUGCUUUGGCAGGUGAAGGAGGAAGAGCUGCACAUCAAGGCUGGCUUUGGAACAGUGGAGCAGAUCGUCAACAUGAACCUGGAGAACAUGGCCAAGGUCCUGGAGCUUUACGAGCCCUUCAAGUUCUUGUUGAUUGAGGAAGAGCGCACCACAAGCUUCUUCGAGGAUCAAUCCAAUACGCGGGAGACCUUUGCCGCAUAUCUUCAUCACCUGAGGGACACGAUCCGCCAGCUGCGAGAGCAGUGUCCCAACAUCCUGCAGAUGCAGCUCAUGCGAGUCGAUGCCACCGAGGUGAACCAAAAGCUGGAGCAAUGCGCGGAAGAUUGCAUCGCCAAGUUGUUGAAGUCCUUAGCCUUGAGAAACCAGGAUCGCUCUGCACGCCUUGUGAAGCAGUUUGAACACCUCAAUGGGCGCAUCAUGCGCCAGCCCGAGAACGAGGAACAGUUGGUGGAGCUGGAACUGGCUGUGGAAGAGGCGAAGGCCAAGACUUUGCCCAACCUGUUGGAGGAGUACGAGGACAUCAAAGCAUGGCUGUUCCUCACAUGGGAUGAGGACCAUUUGCUGGUGGAAGAGGACUACAAUGCCAUUUGGGCUGCUUCCCAGUGGAAGACGUACGGCGACAGCAUCGCCGAGCGCGAGCGUGAUCUGGAAAUGGAUCGCAUGAGCAUCGAGGGUAAGUUGAUCUCCAGAAGAACGGAUGUGACCGAGGAGUUGACCAACCUCAUGAACAGUGUGAACAAGUUCAAAGACAAAGGUCAAGUGCGUUACCUUGAGGAAUAUUUGGAUGACCUCAGCAGUAUCAAAAAGAAUUUGGCAUCACUCCAGGCGCGGUGUGAGCGAAUCCAGUACGAGGAGGAGCUGGUGGGUUGGGAACCUGGUGAGUUUGAGCUCAACGAGGCCCAUAGCGCGGUGGAGCCCUAUGACAAGCUAUGGACUUUGGUCUAUGAGCACCAGAAGGCGAGCCAGCGCUGGACACGAAGCCCCCUCUUCUCGGGCGAGCUGAAGCCAGAGACCGCGGAAUCCGGCGGAUUCGGACGUGGGGUGUGCCGGCGAUGGGGCGAGGGAAGGGAAGUGGUUCGAAAGGCGAGGUGGCGGCUGUCCUUUAAGCUCAAAGCCACCUUUGAACAGGACAAGCUCACCAAGCCAGCCAAGGUGGCGGAAAAGGUGAAGAAUGACUUGGAUGCCUUCAAGGAGAACGUACCCCUCUUGCAUGCGCUGUGCAACCCCGGGCUUCGGGAGCGACAUUGGACAGAGAUCUCCAAUGUCAUAUGCUUUGAGAUGGGGCCGGAUCCCACACUGACCCUCAACAAGGCCUUGGAUCGAGAUAUUGGCGCCUAUGUGCAGAAGAUUUCCGAGAUCUCUGAGAGCGCGGCCAAGGAGUAUCAGAUCGAGAGUGGCUUAGAUGGGAUGAUCAAAGAAUGGGAACCGGUCAUCAUGGAGUUCAAGGAUUGGGGCACCACUGGAACCUACAUUGUGGCAGGCGCUUCCAUUGAUGAGGUCCAGACCUUGCUGGACGAUCAUGUCAUCAAGACUCAGACCAUGAAGGGCUCGCCCUAUGCGGCAGAGUUUAAGGAGCGAUUAGAGGACUGGGAGAAGUACCUGACAGGCGUCCAGGACAUCGUGGAUGUAUGGUUGAAGGUGCAGGGCGUUUGGCUCUACCUGGAGCCAAUCUUCUCCUCAGAGGACAUCAUGCAGCAGAUGCCCACCGAGGGUCGCCUCUUCCGCGAGGUCGACGGCACCUGGCGUCAGAUCAUGGGCUCCUGUGUGGCGGCGCCCAAGGCUUUGGAGGUCUUCAGACAAGAUAGCUUCCUGGAGAACCUCCAGGCUGCCAACGACAAGCUGGAAACCGUGCAGAAGGGACUGAAUGAUUACCUCGAGACCAAGAGGCUUUUCUUCCCUCGUUUCUUCUUCCUGUCCAACGACAACUUGCUGGAGAUUUUGAGCGAGACGAAGGAUCCCAAGCGUGUGAAUGCGCAUGUGAAGAAGUGCUUCGAAGGCAUGCAGAGCCUCCAAUUCGAGGAGAACCUCAACAUCUCCGGCAUGGUGUCACCCGAGAAGGAAGUGGUUCCCAUGACCACCUAUGUCGACCCGGUGGCUGCGAAUGGAGCGGUGGAGAAGUGGCUGGUACAAGUGGAAGAUGCCAUGUUGGAGUCCAUCCGCGAUCAGUCUUUUCAGUCCCGCGAUGACUACGUCAACACGAGCUUUGUGGACUGGGUUCAGAAGUGGCCAGGGCAAGUGGUCAUUGGCAUUUUCAACUUGUUCUGGACCGCCGAGGUGAAUCAGGCGUUGACGGAGCACGGCAACGCCGGGCUGGUGGAGUAUGCCACCAAGUUGGACAAUACGUUGACGGAGAUCGUGAAUUUGGUGCGGCGCGAGAUCCCCAAGCUGGUGCGAUGUACGUUGGAAGCGCUCAUCGUGAUCUUUGUCCACAACAAGGACACCAUCGUGGAAUUACGAGAUCGUGGCACCUGCGAGGUCUCCGAUUUCGAUUGGUUGGUGCAGCUGCGAUACUUCAUUGAGGAGAAUCCCGAGAAGCCAGGCCAAGAGGACAUUUUUGUGCGCAUCACCAAUAGCCACUUGGGCUAUGCCUACGAAUACCUGGGCAACUGUGGGAGACUGGUCGUCACCCCUCUCACGGACCGCUGCUACCGCACCUGCUGCGGUGCCCUGCAUUUGCUCUACGGCGCGGCGCCCGAAGGCCCCGCUGGCACCGGCAAGACGGAGACGGUGAAGGACUUGGCCAAGGCUUUGGCACGCUUUUGUGUGGUCUUCAACUGCAGUGAUGAACUGGAUGUGAAUGCCAUGGCCCGGGCCUCAUGGAGCGGUGCCUUUCUCCUUUUCUCCAGCGACGGCAAGAGACGCAGAGGCCAAGUUCUUCAAAGGCCUGGCAUCCUCAGGCGCCCGAGACCUCGUCGCGGUCGCUCCGAGAAGAAACAGAAGAUUCCCCGGACGCCCCCUUGUGAAUGGAAUCGGAUGGAUAUGUAA
Durusdinium trenchii is the source of this 3198-nucleotide messenger RNA. The record is from the annotation of a GenBank genome assembly. NCBI's taxonomy places the organism in Eukaryota, Dinophyceae, Suessiales, Symbiodiniaceae.